GGGGCGGGGGGGGGAUCGGCUUGUUUAAAGUGGCGCUUGCGGGGAUGGCGGACCCGGCGGAUUAUCCCCCGUUCCAGCUUGGGAAGUCACGCUUCGAGCAGACUUCAUUUUAUGGCAGAUUCAGGCACUUCUUGGACAUCAUCGAUCCGCGCACUCUCUUUGUUACUGAGAGCCGUCUGAAGGAAGCGGUACAGCUCUUGGAGGAUUACAAGCAUGGGACUUUGCCUCCGGGAGUCACCAACAAAGAGCUUUGGGGAGCUCAGAAAAUAAAGCAGGCCAUCAUCCACCCCGAUACAAACGAGACCAUCUUCAUGCCAUUCCGAAUGUCAGGUUACAUUCCUUUUGGAACCCCCAUCGUUGUUGGUCUUCUCUUGCCCAACCAGACGCUGGCAUCCACUGUGUUUUGGCAGUGGUUGAAUCAGAGCCACAAUGCGUGCGUCAACUAUGCAAACCGCAACGCAACAAAGCCUUCUCCAACGUCCAAGUUCAUCCAGGGCUACUUGGGAGCUGUCAUAAGUGCUGUCUCAAUAGCAGUGGGCCUUAAUGUUCUAAUUCAGAGAGCAAACAAGUUUACCCCCGCCACUCGUCUGUUGAUCCAGAGAUUUGUGCCAUUCCCUGCAGUCGCUAGUGCCAAUAUCUGCAACGUUGUCCUGAUGAGGCACACGGAGCUGGAAGAAGGAAUUGAUGUUUUGGACAAUAACGGAAACAUCGUCGGGUCUUCCAGAAUUGCUGCAAAACACGCACUGCUAGAAACAGCCCUGACUAGAGUGGUUCUGCCAAUGCCUAUACUGGUUCUACCUCCAAUUAUUAUGUCCAUACUGGAAAAAACGUCGCUCCUGAGGUCCCGUCCCCGGAUGAUUCUCCCAGUCCAAAGCCUUGUGUGCCUCGCUGCCUUUGGCCUGGCCCUCCCCUUGGCCAUCAGUCUCUUCCCGCAGAUGUCCGAGUUCUCACCACCCCUCUCUGCUUGAGAGCAUCAACCAGAAGAGAAGACAACAUGUUCCCGCCGUAGCCCCCCUCCUUCUCAGCUCCUGGCUCAGGUUUUCCUCCAGCUGCACCAGCUGUCGGGGCAGGGUUUGCAGACCUGGCAGGCGUUUCGCGAGGAGCCAGACUUCACACACCGCGUCUGCCUUGGCCCUACCCUUUGGCUUUCCCUUUACACCUCCCCUGCUCUCCCCCCUCGGCAGCCUGGUGUCUGCAGAACACCUUUCCUGUCAGAGCAACCAGGGGAAAAAAGGCAAUAAAUAUCACAGGAACUUGUCUCCUGUGCUGCAGGAAACAUCUUCAGAGCAUCUUCUAGUUGCCUUCCGAUUGUCAUGCACACAAAGCUGCUGCCCAGGACCUUCUAGAGCAGCGGAGUCUCUGCAUUACUGGAUAUGCUGCAUUUAGGUGACCUGAGAUGGAUUCAUGCUGGGGCUUAUGCCUGCAGAGAGACGUGAUGGGGGCUGGAGGGGACAUAGAGUCAUGAAAUGGGUUGAGUCGGAAGGGACCUGCAAGCCCAUCCAGUUCCAACCUCCCUGCCAUGGACACCUCCCACUGGACCGGGCUCCUUAAAGCCCCAUCCAACCUGGCCUUGAACACCUUCACGGUGAGAGGCUGCUCCACAAGGUCCUGUCCAGGCUGAUUGUAGGAGAGAUUUCCCAACCACAGAUGAGCAACAGCUGUGAAAUGAGUUACAAGGCUGGAGGUCAGGC
Messenger RNA from Cuculus canorus (common cuckoo), 1691 nucleotides. It is a transcript of the gene SFXN5, whose product is annotated as sideroflexin 5. Gene Ontology annotation, molecular function: monoatomic ion transmembrane transporter activity; citrate transmembrane transporter activity. Lineage: Eukaryota; Metazoa; Chordata; Aves; Cuculiformes; Cuculidae. The coding region runs from base 45 to 968 and encodes 307 amino acids. Gene Ontology annotation, biological process: mitochondrial transmembrane transport; monoatomic ion transport; citrate transport. The record is from RefSeq and is a predicted model, not a curated record. Gene Ontology annotation, cellular component: mitochondrial inner membrane. The transcript is spliced from 14 exons.